Molecule: messenger RNA, 1956 nt
Organism: Salmo salar (Atlantic salmon)
Lineage: Eukaryota; Metazoa; Chordata; Actinopteri; Salmoniformes; Salmonidae
Product: histone chaperone asf1b-B
Biological process (GO): DNA replication-dependent chromatin assembly
Cellular component (GO): nucleus; chromatin
Molecular function (GO): histone binding
Source: RefSeq, a predicted model, not a curated record
AUUUUGGUGGCUUUGUGAAAUUUACUGGCGGGUGGUUUUUGAAAUAGCUGUUUUGAACAAAACUAGUCAGAGGAAUAUUCCAGAUAACAGUAAAUACUUAAAAAAUUAAUAGCACUUUCUUUAAAAAAUACAAUUUCUGUAGAAAUGAUUGGCUCAUAUAGCAGGCGAUCAUAACAAAUAUAUAUAUAUACCUAGUCAUUUCAAAAUUACACUAAAGCGUAACUGUCAACCUGCGAAAUCAGAUACAUUUUUAAAUGCAACAACCGAAUUUCUUCAGUGAUAGAAUUGAUCUUUGUAUACGCUGCGUGAGAACAUUGCUUGCUCGUUGCUACAUUGUUGAGGCCUGAAACCUUCCACGGGAAAAUUUGCGAGCCACUCAGCCAGCGUGUCUGUCACUCGCAGCCGGAACCGCAAUAAUGGCGAAGGUUCAAGUACUAAAUGUCGCUGUCCUCGAUAACCCGAGUCGAUUCGGAAACCCAUUUCAAUUUGAAAUAACAUUUGAGUGCAUGGAAGACCUGCCAGAAGAUCUUGAGUGGAAGAUCAUAUAUGUGGGUUCAGCAGAGAGUGAAGAGUAUGACCAGACCCUUGACUCUGUUCUGGUUGGCCCAGUACCAGCUGGGAGGCACAUGUUUGUGUUCCAGGCGGAUGCCCCAAACACGGGUCUGAUUCCAGAAAGUGAUGCUGUCGGUGUAACUGUGGCGCUAAUCACCUGUACAUACCGCGGACAGGAGUUCAUUCGUAUCGGGUACUACGUCAACAACGAGUACACCGACCCUGAGCUGCGGGAAAACCCACCCAUAAAACCUGACUAUGGACAGCUCCAGAGAAAUAUUUUGGCUUCAAACCCACGUGUAACAAGAUUCCAUAUCAACUGGGAAGGGUGUGCAGAAAGGAUGGAAGACUCAGAGAAUGUGGAUCCUGCCCCCAACUCUAUGCUGCCCCCAUCUUGCCUCCCGGGCAAGGCCCCACCCAUAGGGUUGCUACCUGACAACUCUAUGGACUGCUUGUAGAGGGAAACGUACAAAUACACAUAAUCUUUGAUCAACCCAACACUAUAAGCAGAAGAAUGGACAUGGACAUUCUGACUUGGAUGUACAGCCAGCUUUGCCUUACAGCUGCCCUUAUUUCCCAGAAACUGUCAACAACACACUCCCACCAUGGACUACAGUGUCUUGCAACCAAGACAAUCUUUCUGGAGUAAUCUUUAUUAUCUAUUGGAAGUUUUUCACUUUCAUGUCUAUAACAUGGUGAAAAAAAGUUGUAAAACUAAUUCAUCCCUUCAUUUUUAAUACUAUCAACAGGGCGACAGCUGAAGUAUCCAAGUUUCCAUAGAUGGUUAGCAGCUAAUUGGCAGAAAUUCUGAUUCACACCAACUAGUCAGCUGUUAAUUAUGUGAUGUAAAUACCAACAGGAUUAUGACACUAGUGAAGCAAAAUGGAGGAAGAAAUGACUCAAGCUGCUGGAAGGAAAAUAAUGGUGGUAUUUUUUUGAACUUUCUGAGCCAUUGUGUUUCAGUGGUUAUGGUCCUUAUAGCAUUUUAGUUACACUUUUCCCUGUUGGUGUUUUGGGAGACUUUUGGAUGGGUGGGGGGGGGGUGCUAAUAACGGUAUGUACAUAUGUUUAUUUUCCUGUGUGCCAUUUUGUUUUUGAAUUAAAUAUCUUUUUAUGUGAUGCGUGUGAUUGUCCCUGACAAGCUUUGAGACGUGAUGGCAGAUGUUGCAACUCUAGGAGAAAAACCUUUUUUCAACAUUGAAAUGUUUUGCAUUGAAAAUAAUGAGUGGGGCUUCCUCGACUUUUUGUUACAUUCAUAAAUAUCUGUAGUGUAGUAUGCUCACCUAUAGUGCACAUUUUGAAAUUGAUAGUCUGGCUUGCUUGUUGCCAUGCAAUUUGAAUUACAGCUGUGUUCAAGACAAAAUUGUGAAAAUGUUAACAUACAAAUCUCCCCUUUUCAUUGAA